AUGAUCAACCUAGACGUUGCGAACCUGAACGAUGUGAAUUUAAUUUUAGAAAGGCUUGAGGCACACGACAGAUUUAUCGAAGCCAAAAUAGAGUUGUUCGAAGAAAUAGACAAAACACCCCACAGUUACAGCGCCAGUGUAGGAGGUGCGGACCUCACAGGGGGGGACGGAAACAACGGCAAGGAGGUUACCCCCUCGAGUAUACAACCAGCCAACUCAGUUGGCACAUCAGCAGACACGACGAACACCACCGAUUGUAGCAGCAAACGUGGGACACAGAAAAAUUCAAUAAAAAAAAAAAAAGUACCAGAAGUCAUACACACCAAAGAAAAAAAAAACAUCCUCACAAAUGUCAUUAACAUUUUAAAUUAUGUAUUCCCAGAUUAUGAAUUUAAAUUUUUAAGUAAAUCCAAUUUGAAGCAAAUAAAAAAUAUGAACACAGUCAUAGAUAAUAUUAACUACAAUUUAUUUUACGUCAUUGAAAAUAUAUAUCGAGGUUUUAACAAAAGAAUUUGGAAAAUUUUAAAAGAGCUAAUCGAUUUUAAGCAUUGUGAUGUGUAUACUUAUUUGAACGAUACGGACAAUGAUCCCUAUGUGGAUAAAGAAAGCAUUUCAAGUUUUAAUUAUUUUUUUUUGCGAAAAAAAAUAAAAGAAUUUUAUUCAUUUCGU
This is a messenger RNA of Plasmodium cynomolgi strain B, 669 nucleotides long. RefSeq lists its product as hypothetical. Gene Ontology annotation, biological process: negative regulation of transcription by RNA polymerase III. Gene Ontology annotation, molecular function: RNA polymerase III core binding. The transcript has a single exon. The record is from RefSeq and is a predicted model, not a curated record. Gene Ontology annotation, cellular component: nucleus. Lineage: Eukaryota; Apicomplexa; Aconoidasida; Haemosporida; Plasmodiidae. The annotation marks the transcript as partial.